UCGGUUUGAGUAUUUAUAAUCAUCUAGAAUGAACAUUGUUGAAGUCGAAUUGCAAUAUUUGAAAGCUAAACAUAAAUACAUUUAUGUUUAGUUAAAAACACAUAUUUUGAACACUCAAAACACAUUUAGCAAUGAGUAAUGUUGAUGAUAUUGUUGUUGAUCAGCCUCCCCUUAAAUUUGAGAAAAUUCCGGAAAGUGAUGAAGAGCUUUGCAAACGACUGGAGAUAGAGGAAUUUAUAAAACAGAGCGUCGAAAAUAAUUUUCCUAUGGAACAGCUGGUAAAGUUGUCCUUGUCGCCUCACGGUUUGGUCAAUGACCAUUUACGCAAAAUUUUGUGGCCCCAACUGGCGGGAGUCGACGUAAAUGAUUUAGAAAGAGCCCCAACUGUUGAUGAGUUGCAAUGCCAUCCUGAGUACAAUCAAGUGGUGUUGGACGUUAAUCGUUCUUUAAAGCGUUUCCCACCUGGCAUUCCCUAUGAUCAACGCAUUGCACUGCAAGACCAACUUACUGUGCUUAUAUUACGAGUUAUUCAGAAAUACCCCAAUUUACGAUACUAUCAAGGCUAUCACGAUGUGGCAGUCACGUUUUUGUUGGUGGUUGGUGAAGAAAUCGCUUAUGCCAUUAUGGAGCAGCUCUCCACGACCCAUUUUUCCGAAUGUAUGCAGGAGACAAUGGAGGCCACCCAAAGACGUCUCAUGUUUGUAUGGCCCAUCAUAAAGUUUGAAAACGCAGAGCUUUAUAAGUUCUUGCAAAGCUCGGCGGUAGGGACUUUGUUCGCCUUGCCCUGGUAUUUAACAUGGUUUGGACAUAGUUUAAAUUCCUACAAAUCCGUAGUUCGAUUAUAUGACUAUUUCUUAGCAUCACCUAUUUAUUCACCAAUUUUCGUAACAGCAGCGAUUCUGUUGUAUCGUUCAAAAGAUAUACUAAAGGAGGACUGUGAUAUGGCAUCAGUUCAUUGCCUUUUGUCAAAGCUGCCGGAAGAUUUACCUUUUGAAGAGUUACUAAAAACUUCUAGUAAUCUUUUAAAAAAGUACAGCUUAACAGUUAUAGAGAAAGAUGUUGAUGAGCUCAUUAACCAAGAGAGAGAACAGCUCAAGGCCCAAGAAAGUAUGACACGGAAGCGACAGCGAAAAAGGCCAGACAUAGAAAACCGAAUUUUUAGCAUAAGCCAAUGGGUUCCAAAUAUGUUGACUUCAAAGUCAAUUCUAUUCACAAGUGCUGUUUCCAUUGUAGUAGGCGUAUGUGCAUAUUAUUACAAAAAUCAGUAUUUUUCGGCAGGUAUUAGCUGAGUAUUAACUGCAUGUCUUCGUGUAAAUAUGUUUUACAUAUUGCGAUUUGAACCUAUUGUACCCAAAUUAAGUUUUAUAGUAGAGGUUCGCUAUUAGUAAAUUAUGUUAUUAAUUUUAAACUUAUAAACCAAAUCGUAAAAAUGUUUUAUAUAUAUUUAAUUAUAAAAAUAAUGUUAUAAAAGAAAUAAUAUAAAAAAGUG
This is a messenger RNA of Drosophila ficusphila, 1489 nucleotides long. Its product is annotated as TBC1 domain family member 20. Gene Ontology annotation, cellular component: endoplasmic reticulum membrane. Lineage: Eukaryota; Metazoa; Arthropoda; Insecta; Diptera; Drosophilidae. Bases 132 to 1289 code for a protein of 385 amino acids. Gene Ontology annotation, biological process: endoplasmic reticulum to Golgi vesicle-mediated transport; positive regulation of GTPase activity. The record is from RefSeq and is a predicted model, not a curated record. Gene Ontology annotation, molecular function: GTPase activator activity. The transcript has 4 exons.